Trematosphaeria pertusa is the source of this 2410-nucleotide messenger RNA. RefSeq lists its product as uncharacterized. Bases 345 to 2051 code for a protein of 568 amino acids. The record is from RefSeq and is a predicted model, not a curated record. The transcript is spliced from 2 exons. NCBI's taxonomy places the organism in Eukaryota, Fungi, Ascomycota, Dothideomycetes, Pleosporales, Trematosphaeriaceae.
CACGAAAUCUGGGGCUCGGGUUUCAUUUAUCUUUUAUUGUUGGACAUCGUUAGCAAUCUCCAUUUUGCUUUUCCUGUCGCUCAUUACCCACUGUCCUUUCCGCCCCAGUUACCCCAGGCGUAGUAGCUCUCGCUACUGGCCGAACAGUUCCGAUUAGCGAUCUCUACCAGCGUUUCGGCUCACGUUCCGCUCCUUGCAGGUGGGCCAGCCUUCAGCCGCAACAAUCUAGUCCUAUUCCUCGUAGACGGUUCAGACACGGGACGCUACCGACAGCGGUGUUAGACAGACGUCGAUCUAUUUCUCCGCGAACGCCACCAAUCCCGCAAUCGGUCGAAGAAGAAAUCAUGGAGAAUUCUGGCUUGCCCGACCUAGUAGCAAACCUCAAUCGUUCGCAGCUCCAUGAACUGCAUCACCUCGUGGUUCAGGCUUUGAGUCGCCACGAGCACUCGGAAUUCGCAGAUGACAUCCAAGCAACUUUUGGCGACAGUUCCAUUGAGUUUGACCGUUCCACAUUCUCCUCCUCAGCUCCAACGCUCCAUCAGUCAGGACGUUCAACCCCUCAGGCGGGCUCAAUCACGAGCGAGAACAUUAUUGGACUGGACCAAAGUGUGAUAUACGCGCCGGGUGUCCAAAAUACUGGAAGGUCUCCCGUGCGACUCGCCCGUCCAGACGAUACAGGCUCAUGGAUCGCACUGCCGGGCGAGAACCGACACCAACAACUUCAUUCAGCCUCUCGACCGGACAACUCCCGCGGAAGCGGGCAGAGUCACGCUCCAGUAACGUAUAAUCCAAAUCCACCUCGCAACGCUGCGAACGUUUCGACCGAGCCAAUUUUUUUCUGCACGUUUUGCGCCGAGGAAGGCGAGAGGAAGACGUGCAAGACCAAGCAAGACUGGAAGCGCCAUGAGCAGGACUUCCAUGAGACCGGAAAUGCAUGGCUCUGCCAGGUCGCAGAAUGCUCUGCAAUCUUCUAUUGCGGGGGGGAUUUCAAGAAACAUUUCGACAAACAGCAUGGAGGCCAAGGAAAGCUAGGCGAGAACAAGAAGAUCCAACAACGUCAGCUGGUAUACGGUUGCGGAUUCGAGACUUGCCGCAAGAUCAACUUCAAUUGGAAGAGCCAUUGCGACCACGUCGCAGAGGACAUGCGGGAGGGUCAAACGGAGUGGAACUACACUAGGACUAUCCGUAACCUCUUGAGGUAUCCAACGCUCUCCGGACCCUGGAAAUCCACGUACUCCCGCUUGUCUCCUCAGGUUGGCAUCCUCCAUUCCCAGUUGACGUGGGAUCCCAAGACGACGCGUGAAAUGAGGGAACAAUUAGAGUACCACAACUUUGAACCGGACCUGGCAAGCUUCCUCGAGAGGCUAUUUUGGCGGGGUUGCCCGGAGGAACUAUCUAGAGCCUUCGCCGCUUCAGCUCUGCCGCAGCCGAGCUACUCUCUGCCACCCCUGCCCGCUGAUGCAUCGAGCAACAUCCAAGGUCCUCCGGCCACAUUUGGAGACUCAAUGCAAUACGACAUGAUUGACCCAUCCCUCGAUCUCGCUAGUACAAUCGCUCUCAAUCACACAGGAGAAGCACGCGUGGAGGCCCCCACCUACCCAUACCGCAGCAGGAACAGCGUCAUUAUGGUGGACGCACCGCCACCCUCUGGGGCUGUGGUACCCAAUUCAGCUCAGGAUCAAGAGAUGCAGGUCACUGCCUCUUCGGGCCGGGACCGACCAACAUGGCAAGAAUUCGUCCUCUAUGACUUGCCCACCUAUGCUGCUGAUACGCCUACCUAUGCCGCUAACACGACACCACCACUCGAACCGCCAGUCACCGACGAGAGCAACUCGCCAGGGACGCAUAGCAGGGAGAGGUCUGGCCCAAGACGGAAGUUGAUGAGGAAGAGUAAAGAAUGGCUCACGUCCAAAAGAUCUCAGCAUUUUCACACUAUGGACCACCCGGACCUGCCUCCGAACAUGCAGCUUCCCGGCUCGUUGCCUAGAAAGCCUUCCUCGAACAGUCCACCGGCCGCGGGUACGGAUCGGUUGUACAGUUAUCAGUCUUGAGGGAGAGCAUCUGUCACCGCUGCACAUGCAUUUCAUCAUCAACAGACGGCGGCUUCUAUUGUGAUGCUGUCGUCAUUAUUGGCAGAAAGGCCGGUUUGGGUGAUGCUCUGACAUCCUCUUGGGCGCAUCAUACGCCUAGGACAUCAACAGACCUUGCUCCCCAACAUCACGAAGCCAUACAACUCGCUUAGUGCGAGGGCUCCGGCACGUCAUACCGAGUCGAGGACAUCCUACUCUCUCGACAUCCUGCGCGCUUUCACAUUCACUUCGCUUCUUCAGCCUCCUGGAGGCCGCAUUUUCUUCGCAUGCAUUGCCUCGCAUUUCCUCUCACGAUCGUAAUACAUAAUACUGUACAACAU